Molecule: messenger RNA, 399 nt
Organism: Histoplasma capsulatum G186AR
Lineage: Eukaryota; Fungi; Ascomycota; Eurotiomycetes; Onygenales; Ajellomycetaceae
Exons: 4
Coding region: 1-399 (132 amino acids)
Source: RefSeq, a predicted model, not a curated record
AUGGCACCAAGCAUCCAACGCGAUUGGAUUGUGACCAUAUCAAGUGGCCGCUGUCAACAUCCCUUGGAGCCUAGCUCUUCCGCGGACGAACUCAGCUCACCCCCUGAUACCUCAGGUUGUUUCAGCUUGGACCCCAUCUAUACAACACAUUUCAAAACGCUGGAUGGUGUCAAGACAGCUCACCCAGCAAUCACUACCCCAAGAUCACAGUAUAUGAACAAUACUUUCAUCUCCUUGAUAUUCAAGCUAGCAUGUGGCAUAUACCUCGUCCGGAUCCCGGGGCUGAUCUCCCCUGCCGGUGCAGUCAACGGAGCCUCCGUCCACUGUAUCGAUGAAUCCAUGGAAGCCAAUCCUGUAAAUCCAAGGGCUGACGAAGCCGAGGACAGUUAUAUUAUGUGA